This is a messenger RNA of Coffea arabica (coffee), 1028 nucleotides long. Its product is annotated as psbP domain-containing protein 7, chloroplastic. Gene Ontology annotation, biological process: photosynthesis. NCBI's taxonomy places the organism in Eukaryota, Viridiplantae, Streptophyta, Magnoliopsida, Gentianales, Rubiaceae. Gene Ontology annotation, molecular function: calcium ion binding. Gene Ontology annotation, cellular component: photosystem II; extrinsic component of membrane; photosystem II oxygen evolving complex. The record is from RefSeq and is a predicted model, not a curated record.
AAAAUAUGCAAAUCUUUACGCUCAUCCAGGCAUAAAAAAAAAAAAAACCACACUAUCCUGGCAAUUGAAGCAACGCUUAAUCACAAAACGAUGACCAAUAAUCAACAUUGAUGGCCAUUCAGAUGCAACACUAUAGUUGCCUGAAUGCAUGCAAAAUCAAGACCAAAUUUCCCUAUCCAAUUUGCAUGACUCAAUCUUCUAAUAAUGACCAGAAAGAGAGUCUUCAGCAGCAAGCGGCAGUCCCUCCUCCAGCUGAUUCUGCAAACCAAUUUGCACCUUUAGCAUCAACUUUCAGGAGGCGACUUCUCACAGGUGUUGCCUCGGCUUCUGUGGUUGCUGUUGGCGCUAAUUUUGCCGGCAUUACUAGCUUUCUUCUUGGGUUGUCGCCUGAAAAUGCUAGGAGCUUGAAGCUAGAUGUUCUUUAUCCGAUUGAAGGGUAUAGCAGAUGCAUUGAAGCUAACCAGGCCUUUGCAGAUCAAGGAUUUGAGUUCAUAUAUCCUGCAAAUUGGGUUGGAGAUCAAACUCUGUUGUCUAGAGCAGCUGGGAAGGCAGAAAGAUCACUGGAUCCACCAGGGCUUAAAAAUGGCCGGAAAUAUGUAAAUGAGCCAAUUGUUGCAUUUGGUCCACCGGGUUCGACCGGAGAGCUCAAUGUCAGUGUAAUUGUCUCAACAGUCCCCAGUAAUUUCUCUAUUGAGCCAUUUGGGAGUCCAAAAGAAGUUGGAGAAGAAUUGAUCAAGACGAUCACUGGAAAACGUCCAGAUGUAAAGGGAACCUUAAUCCAAUCAUAUUCAAGAGAGGAUUCCUCCAAGAAUGUUAGAUAUUACUCGUUGGAAUUCCAAGUUGAAAGCCCAACGUUUCAAAGACACAAUGUUGCAGUAUUUUGUACCAAGGGAGGAAGGCUGUUUACUCUGAAUGCUCAGGCCCCAGAGUCACUCUGGCCACAAAUUAAAUCGGACUUGUAUACAAUUGCUGAUUCUUUUAGUCUAACCUCAUAAAUAAAUCCCAGUUGAGAAUUUUUCUGUCAUCAA